Messenger RNA from Talaromyces proteolyticus, 1569 nucleotides. RefSeq names its product fungal-specific transcription factor domain-containing protein. Gene Ontology annotation, molecular function: zinc ion binding; DNA binding. The transcript has a single exon. Lineage: Eukaryota; Fungi; Ascomycota; Eurotiomycetes; Eurotiales; Trichocomaceae. The record is from RefSeq and is a predicted model, not a curated record. Gene Ontology annotation, biological process: DNA-templated transcription. Gene Ontology annotation, cellular component: nucleus. The coding region runs from base 249 to 1442 and encodes 397 amino acids.
UACGUCCACAUGGAGCAAUAUUAAUCAAGCUAUACUUUCGCAUUGUGCACCCCUCAUUUCCUAUUAUUCAUAAAAACGUUUUCCUAGAAAAGUACAAUCGGACAUAUCGUGAGAUUACUGCGCAUCUUCUUGCCGCCGUUUAUGCGCUGGCUGUUUGCUGGUGGUCGUACGAUCCAGAACUUCUACUCCAGGAAAAGAUCAAUGAAGCUGCAUUGGUCAGGAUUGCCCAUCAUGCUGUGCAGGAUGCUAUGCAUCGGCCUCGCCUUAAUACCAUACAAGCUGGUCUUCUGCUCUUGCAACGCCAUCGCAAUCCACUGUUUACAGAUAACUCAUGGAUGUGGUCUUUCACCUCUUCACUCAUGGGACUGGGUCAACAUCUUGGGCUCCAUUUAGAUUGCUCACACUGGGAUAUCCCAGAGUGGGAGAAAGGUCUGCGGAAACGACUGGCCUGGGCUUUAUUUAUUCAGGAUACAUUCUCGGCAUUGGUUCUCGGGCGACCAUGCAUGAUUUCAGAAACCUCCGAUUGGAUUGUGAAACCACUUGAGACUACCGAUUUCUCCGAAGGUGCUGGGGACGAGGAGUCGGGUGAGGAGGUUGGCAGUGUAAGCAUUGAGAACGGAAAAUUGUUGUUCAUGGAGCUCGUGAACUUGAGUCGUAUUGCUUCCCGCAUGCUGCGGGAGCUCUAUUCUGUGAAAUCUCUAGCAGAAGUGCUUGAGCCCCAAGAAGUACUUACUAUUGCCAAGUCAUUGGGGACUGACCUCGCGCAACUAUUGCGAAAUCUCCCGGAAGAAUUGGGUCUAGAAAAUAUACAACCCGGGAAGCUAUGCAUGAAUGGAUUUCUUCACCUCGCGCUGCAUGCGACAACCGCAGCACUACAUCGACGUUUGCUGUGGUCGAUACAGCAAUCAAAGUCUAAAGUUGAUCCGCAAUUUGUUCAAUUCAUCCGCGGAAUGCUUCGAACACGAGCACGUACCCUAGUUCAAUUUAUUUCGCAUCUGCGUCCCGAGCAUAUGGAAUCAUUCUGGUUCUUUGCCGCAGGUGGAUGUGCAACAAUUCUCGGCGGAUUUCUAGGCCUUCUUCGCACUACAAGCGUCAGCAUGGAAGAAUCGGAGGAUCUGCAAAAUCUGAUGAAAGAGUUUGAGUGGCAGCUUCGUAUGAAAGCGAAAAUGAGCGACUGGGUAUCUUAUACUCAUACUAGACUUCGAGUGCUGGGGUGGGAUGAUUGGAAGAACUCCAAGAUUUCAUUUCCAGAGCUGCAUUCGGAAAGAGUAAAUCUCACAAACACAGCAAAUAUUGAUCCGUCUGUUGAAAUAAACGAAAACGUCGCCUUCUCGCCAUUGUCAAUCCAGCAGUUUUCCGCGACGUCCAUUGACCUGGAUAACAUCAUGUCAUGGACGUUUUCAAAUUCCACCGGUCCCAGCUAUGAUUUAAUGCCUCCAUAAACGAAGAGGUGGCUCUCAACCUAUCUCAUAUGUUCCAAACCUCAGUUUUCAAAGAUGCAGGUGUAAGCUAUCUAGCCAUGUAAUGAUCUUUCAAAGAUUCUAUAUACAAUAUUUAGCUCAGCAGUGC